This is a messenger RNA of Perca flavescens (yellow perch), 559 nucleotides long. RefSeq names its product dynein light chain Tctex-type 3. Gene Ontology annotation, cellular component: cytoplasmic dynein complex; cytoplasm. Bases 148 to 492 code for a protein of 114 amino acids. Lineage: Eukaryota; Metazoa; Chordata; Actinopteri; Perciformes; Percidae. Gene Ontology annotation, biological process: microtubule-based movement. The record is from RefSeq and is a predicted model, not a curated record. The transcript has 5 exons. Gene Ontology annotation, molecular function: dynein intermediate chain binding.
CGCUCUUUAUUCUCGUUCUGUUGUUGACAGCUCACAGGAAGUCCUGAACAGCUCCCUGUUUCUCUUCAAGAAAAAAUAGCCUUUUCUUCUAUUUUUAGCUGAAAAACAGAGACUGUUACCACUUUGGAACAGCGAUAGUUGACAGAAAUGGAGGAAUAUCCUAACGGCAACGAGGGCUCCUUCAACUCUGAAGAAGCUGAUGGCGUUGUCAAAGAGUGUAUCGAGGCGGUCGUAGGCGGUGACGACUACAGCGUGAAUCAGGUGAACAAAUGGACCGCCAGCAUCGUGGAGCGCUGCCUCACGCAGCUGGUCAAACAGGGGAAACCGUACAAGUACAUCGUGACGUGUGCUGUGAUGCAGAAAACAGGAGCCGGCCUCCACACCGCUAACUCCUGCUACUGGGACACUGCCGUGGACGGAAGCUGCACUGUGAGAUGGGAAAACCGCACCAUGUACUGUGUGGUCAGUGUGUUUGCUGUGGCUAUCCCAUAAGAGAGAGAGACACACACACACACACACACACACACACACACACACACACACACACACACACACACAC